Molecule: messenger RNA, 414 nt
Organism: Lachnellula hyalina
Lineage: Eukaryota; Fungi; Ascomycota; Leotiomycetes; Helotiales; Lachnaceae
Exons: 3
Coding region: 1-414 (137 amino acids)
Source: RefSeq, a predicted model, not a curated record
AUGCAUUCCACAUAUGAUCAUGCGAUCCCCGCGAUCCACGCUCAAUACCGUUACUUGAGCUCUCGAUCAUCCUCCGAGCCUCAAUCUACCAUUGGAAUCACCCCGGUCUUCCCGAAAGAACUCAGAAAAAGAACCACCAACCUCUCUGCCAAUCUUCCAACCCAGUUCAACUAUUUUGAAACGAACCCCAAGCUAACAACACCCUCACAGUCCACCAUGGCACCCCCCUCCAUCUCCACCCGCACCCUCCACCAACUCACCAAGCGCAAGAAGAACUGGGCCGCAAGAGAAGCAGGCGUCAUCGUCGUCUUCUGCAUCGUCUUCCUCGUCGCCUCUGGCCUGAUCGGUCUCUUCCUCUCGCGUCUCAUCAGUCGAAAGAGAGCCGAGAAGGCUUCUCGUCGCUCCUCAGUCUAA